Messenger RNA from Leishmania braziliensis MHOM/BR/75/M2904, 855 nucleotides. Its product is annotated as putative branch point binding protein. Lineage: Eukaryota; Euglenozoa; Kinetoplastea; Trypanosomatida; Trypanosomatidae. The transcript has a single exon. Bases 1 to 855 code for a protein of 284 amino acids. Gene Ontology annotation, cellular component: nucleus. Gene Ontology annotation, biological process: regulation of mRNA splicing, via spliceosome. Gene Ontology annotation, molecular function: mRNA binding. The record is from RefSeq and is a predicted model, not a curated record.
AUGCCGAAGGAGACCGUAUCGCGGUGGAGCGAGUCGCGCUAUACGAACUUGCAAGUACCGAGCUACGUUCCCUCUGAAGCCCUCAUGCACGAAGAUGGGCAGUUUCUGCGCGCCUUUCUUCUCCGUGUGUUAGCGAAUGAUAUGCAACGCAUGCUCGCCACCAACACGUGCGCUGCGUACUUCCGCAACAUCCCACUGGAGCCGGAGUACGACGCGAGUGGAAACCGCACCAACACGCCUGAGAAUGUGGUGAUGGAAAAGCGACUGCGUGUCAUGGACGACAUUAGCAAGCUCCUGCGCACUUACGUGGAACGGGCCGAGUACGCGGCCAACAAGUCCAAGGACAUCAACCGUCGCAUCUACUUCACAGCGGAGCAGAUCGAAACGGGCGACUUCGGUGCUCUCAUCGGCCCGCGGGGCUUGGUGCAUCAGCAACUGGAGAAGGAGACAAACUGCCACAUCGUGCUGGUUGGGCGUGGCAUCACCAAUCCGCUAAAGGACACAAACCCGAAUGCGGCCGCCAUGGCGCUGGAAGACCCACACGUGCGCAUCACCGCCACCACGGAAGAGGAUCUGCAAACCGCUGCCGAGCGCAUCGAGUGGAUUCUGUCCGAUGAGCCGGAGGCAGUCGAGUUCCGGGAGAACAACCGCCGCCGCAUGGCCCAGGUGGACGGCCGCUACGAUCCGCGUACGUGGAUGACAGCGGCGGAGAAACGGAAGAAGGCAGCCGCGGAGAAGGCGGCUGCAGCGGGCGACGACGAGGCGGGGGCGGAGAAGGGUCGAAAACGGGUGCGCGAGGAGGCACCGAUUGAAGAGGAAGACACCGAGCUCAACGAGUUUCUCGAAGACCUGUAG